Molecule: messenger RNA, 4060 nt
Organism: Periophthalmus magnuspinnatus
Lineage: Eukaryota; Metazoa; Chordata; Actinopteri; Gobiiformes; Gobiidae
Gene: egr3
Product: early growth response 3
Exons: 2
Coding region: 493-1725 (410 amino acids)
Biological process (GO): regulation of transcription by RNA polymerase II
Molecular function (GO): RNA polymerase II cis-regulatory region sequence-specific DNA binding; DNA-binding transcription factor activity, RNA polymerase II-specific
Source: RefSeq, a predicted model, not a curated record
UGCAGCCAACCCUAUCUGUCUCUCGGAGCUUUUACCUUCCACAGUAGUUUCCACCAACUAACUGACGCUCGCAGAGGACCUGGCUCUCGGGCUGCUCUGUCCAUAUAUGGUCAUCUACGUCACGCAAAUGUUCCAGCCCCCUAUUUAAUACGGCCUGACUGGAGUCCCCUAUCCAGCUCCAAUAGAGCAAGUAGAGCCGCUCUUGUGCAACCAACACCACCACCUCCUCCUUCAUUGAUUCACUGACUUCAUAUUCUUCCCACAAGCAGCCCAUAAGCUUCCACUGUGAUCACUUUAAUAACAACUACAGCUUGUGCGCGCACGAGAGGAGGCACCGGCGUGACUGUCGCGACUCUUUCAAGCCAGCGCGGGAUACUUUUGGAUGCCGGCGUUGUACCUGCGCUUUUACGCUUCAUCCUCAUCUUUACUUUUUUGAGCCGGAUCCUUGCGCGGGUUGUCCCUACUAUAAAUGUGGGACUGUAUAUAACUGCUAUGACAGGGAAACUAGCGGAGAAGCUCCCUCUUACCAUGAGCAGUUUAAUUAACACCAUCCCUGACAGCCUGUAUCCCGAGGAGGACAUCCCGACGUCUAUGAAUAUUUUUACCAGUUCGGAAUCUAUAAACCACUACUCACAGAUGAACACAGACAAUAUCAUGGACCUGGGCAUGGGCAGUGAAAAGGGAUCCUCUGAAAUCCAGUACGGCUCCAGCUUCCAGAGCAACCGCAGUGGGCAGACCGUGACCUACCUGGGGAAGUUUGCCUUUGACACCCCUCCAUCGGGCAGCAUCAGCGGCUCGGGCUGGUGCUCUGACAACAACAUUAUCAGCCUGGUGAGCGCGGGGAUCCUGGGGGUCUCUCCGUCGCCCGGCACAGUCACCACCCAGACCUCAUCCUCCGCGGGCAGCAUGGGUGGCCAGACGUCAGACAUGGAGCAGGUGUAUGGUCCCCCACUGCCUGCCUACUCCACCUGUAGUGAUCUUUACCAGGAUCAGGUGCCCUUCCACCACAGUCCAGCCACCAGCACCGCCCUGCCCUACCCCACUAACGACUACCAUUCCACCUCCAAAGCCUCUAUGGACGGCAGCCUUUUCUCCAUGAUACCUGACUACAAUCUUUUCCAUCACCAGGGCGAAGUAGGGGUCAUGGAACACAAGCCUUUCCAGACCAUGGACCCUAUCCGAGUCAAUCCUCCACCCAUCACACCUCUAGAGACCAUCCGGGCGUUCAAAGACAAACAACAGAUUCACCCUGGUUUCAUCAGUGGGCAGCAGCAUCCUCCUCAGCAUCACCCACCGCCCCAGACUCUCACCCUAAAACCCAUACGGCCGCGGAAGUACCCCAACCGCCCCAGUAAGACCCCUGUCCACGAGCGGCCCCACGCCUGCCCCGCAGAGAACUGUGACAGGCGCUUCUCUCGUUCUGAUGAGCUGACUCGGCACCUGCGCAUCCACACCGGGCACAAGCCUUUCCAGUGCCGGAUAUGCAUGCGCUCUUUCAGCCGCAGUGACCACCUGACCACACACAUCCGCACUCACACAGGGGAAAAGCCCUUCUCCUGUGAAUUCUGUGGACGCAAGUUUGCAAGAAGUGAUGAGAGAAAGAGACACGCAAAAGUUCACCUCAAACAGAAAGACAAGAAGCCAGCAGAUAAGGGCAGUGCUGCGGCUGGUAGUCACAGUUCACCCCCCAGCUCUUGUGGAGGGCCCACUGUGGGGGCAUCAUGACCAUCCUGGACUGUACCCAAAUGCCCCGAAAGACACUUAGGAAGACAGGAUCAGAUCUGUAGGUGACUAUUCCUCUUCCUAAUUUCUAUUCAUCCUUCUGUUUUCGAGAUGGAUGCUAGUUUGAGUCAGAGAAGAAAGGCUGUCACACCUUUCGAGCAACUCAGAGCCUCAGCUACUGUAACACAGUGAAAUUAAAAAAGGCACACUCGUCCAGUCUGCAUCGUAUUUGUAAGUUUUGGAAUGAACACACUUUUGUACAAAAAAUGAAAAAAAUAUUUUUAACUGAAAGGAGUUUGUAGAAAUAGAACUAGACAAAAUAACAGUGAAUAUUAUAAUUCACCGUUGAGUUGUCUGGGAUGUAUCAUGCAUUAAUUUAUUUAGGCUGUUUAAAAGUGCAAUUGUUUAUAUUUGUGUACUGUUGUUGAACCUUUUAGUGGCACUUGACUGUCUCUCUGUUUUGGUUAAAGUGUGGUGUUUUUCUGAAUGUUUUUUCUCAAAGAAUGUGCCAAAAAUAUUGUGGUAAUUCAGCCAAUUAUUACACCUGGUAGACUUGUGUCACAUAGUCAGUGAUACCACCAAUUAUAACUAUAACUUGAUGUAGAAUGAAUGGGCCAAAUUUCUGUGGGGGACAUACAAACACAUUUGUCAUUUUGUUUUCAUAAAUCUCUUUUUAUUUGGCUUCAAGUAAAAUAGUUCAAGUCUGACAUGAUUUCCUGAUAUCUUCCAUAUACUGUAUAAUAUGCAAUAUAUUCAUAACACAGAAUAAAUUAUACAAGAUCCGAUAAUGCAGUCAGUCAAACUGAAGUCCUUAUAACAUGGCGCCAGUUAUACGUUCAAGCCAGCUAUUUGUGAGAUUGAAUGAACGGGGGGGAUACAUGAUACAUCAAGUAUGGCUAUUUAUAAAAAGCAGUAAACACAUACUUUCAUUUACCAAAAUAAGAAAACUUGUUUACAUAUGAAAUUAUCUCAAUUGAUGACUUAUAUUUUAAUAAUUUAUGCUACUACAGUUGAAGUUGCACUCAAUGUCAAUUAUCAGUGGCAACUGAGCAGUAAUUGUGCAUAUAUGUGUAAAUACAGUGGUCUGCAAAAACAAACUUUCAUAUGACUGAACGAUUAUACACAAAGGCUUUUAGUUACUUAGCUGUUAUAGGUCAUACAUGCAUUUUAUAGCAAUCCAAUGGUACCAUACAUGUAUUUUCUUCCCUCAAAAACAGCACUUGCAUGUGUAUGCUUUAAAUAGUUUCGGGGCGCACUAAUGUGUGUAUUUUCAAUCAAUUCAUUUUUUAACUUUAUGUUUUGUGUAUCUCCAUUUCAAUUAAUAUUUUGCAUUUUGUCAUUUCAUAUGCCCAUUGUCUCCUCACUGUUCCUUCAUGUCUGUGAGUAAAACAUGUUGCAGGGAAAAAUCAUCGUGUUCCACUUGUACUUCUUUUAGUAUUCAUAACAUUCAUUUGUGUUUUCAUUCAUUUUUCCUUUAACUAUAAGAUGAUUUAUAUUUUCUCCCAGUUAACACAUAAAGGCAACAAAAAUAAGAAACAUUUAAAUAUCUAUACUCUACUGCAUUAAAACAAUAAUGCUUAUAGAUAUAUACAAAAUAAAGUAUUAAAUAUACAUAGAAAUGCAGUGCAGUAGCUUUGAUAUACCCCAUGGAUUUAUAUACACGUACUUUAAUGUUGUAGCUGUAAUAUUGAGAAUAUUGAAAAACAAAGCAGCCUUUCCCUUCUUAUUACUGCUUUUGGCAACAAUUGUUUUUUACUUAACCUUAGAGACUUUUUAAAACAUAUACUUGUAAUUCAACAGUAGGUGAAAGGUCUGCAUAAUGAUCAGCUCAUUGCAAACCAACAUGUGGAAUUAUAGUCUGUACAUUAAUAAACAGCUACGCUCCUCCUAUUCAUUUUUCUGAAAUCCUCAAAACAUCCACUACUUAAUAUUAAUGUAUAUUUCAUGUUAUUUUUGUUUUGGAUUUUAAGUUGAUAAGAAUAAAUAAAGAUAAAGUAAGUAGUAAACUGUAGCAUCAGUAAGUAAAAAAUAAAUGCAUAUAACAAAUGUACAUCUGUUGUGUUAAAUUUACUUUAAAUACAAUGGACAUAUACAGCAUUGUUGAGAAUUUAUUUGACCAAAUGUUUUGCACUUGAUGUGAUACUUGCUGGUGAGAAUGGAUGUUUUUAAUUAUAGUUUAUUGAGUGUGGUUUCUCUGACAGAAAACUAUGUUUAUGUUCUUUGUGUUAAAGAAAGGCACAGACUACCAGACUAUUUCCAUGUCUAAAUGAAGCCAUAUAAUUACAAUCUCUCCGACUCAAAAUGCCAUCACUCAUAGUCUCUGACUGGGGUCACUUUU